Oryzias melastigma (Indian medaka) is the source of this 3067-nucleotide messenger RNA. RefSeq names its product ATM interactor (gene atmin). Gene Ontology annotation, cellular component: nucleus. The coding region runs from base 167 to 2470 and encodes 767 amino acids. Gene Ontology annotation, biological process: regulation of transcription by RNA polymerase II. The transcript has 4 exons. Lineage: Eukaryota; Metazoa; Chordata; Actinopteri; Beloniformes; Adrianichthyidae. Gene Ontology annotation, molecular function: DNA-binding transcription factor activity, RNA polymerase II-specific; transcription cis-regulatory region binding. The record is from RefSeq and is a predicted model, not a curated record.
AAACGGAAGUGGGAUAGUUAUCCUGGAUAUGACGUAGAGGUUAGGAAGCUUUUCAGGCAGAGUUUAGGGGCGUUAUGUCUGUGUUGUGUUCUGCAUAUGGUCUCUGUGCAUUUCCAGCUGCGGCUGAAGCUCCGGCAAACUCAGCGCGGACCUUCAACACAGAAACAUGGCCACUUCCGCGAUGAACAAGAGGAAUAACAGCGAUUCUACGACGACAGACGCUGUCAAAUGCGAGGAGGAUUCCCUGGCGCACUGUCGCGAAAUGAUAAAACCCAGCAUCAGUGAGCUGACCAAAGAAGUGAGGAAAAACAUCCUCUGCACUGUGGAAGGAUGCGGGAAGAUUCUUCCCAACACACCUGCAUUGAACAUGCACCUCGUUAAAUCGCACAGGAUAAAGGAUGGCAUUGUCAAUCCUACAGUCAGAAAGGACAUGAAGGCCACUCAGAAAGUUUACUGUUGUCCUGUGGAAGGUUGUCCAAGAGGACCUAACAGACCCUUCUCCCAGUUCUCCCUGGUUAAACAACACUACAUGAAGAUGCACGCUGAAAAAAAGCACAAGUGCUCCAAGUGCAGUAAUGGCUACAGCACAGAAUGGGACUUGAAGAGACACAUAGAAGACUGUGGGAAGACCUACCAGUGUACAUGUGGGUGUCCUUACGCCAGCAGGGCAGCUUUACUGUCCCACGUUUACAGAACGGGUCAUGAAAUUCCGUCAGAGCACAGAGUUCCUCCAGUAAAGAAGCGUAAAAUGGAGAAAUUGUUAAGUGGUUCUGAAAAGGUUAAGACAAAUGAUUUGCCCAACUCCAUAGUGCCUGCUAUGAAGGAGUUCACAGAGACCACUCUCCCUACUGAUUCAACUGCACACACUCCUGAUCCACUGAACCAGAGCUCCACCGCCCAUAGAAGCCUUCAGAAGUUCCUCCUUCCAAAACCCAAGAUGGCUUUGGUCAGUUUUCCUGUCAUGCAGUUGGCUCACCUGCCUGUCCUCGUCCCCUCUACUGAAAGCGGCACUCUGAGGUCCGUUGUUCUGGCAGUAGACAGCCAGUGUUCUGUCAGCACCCUUCAGCUCCUGCCACAAACUGAGGAUGGAAAUACAAAAAGCAUAGCUUUCAGGGAAAGCAAACCAGCUUGCUUCUCUAGCCAAGGUCCCAUCAGCACAGGAGUGCAGGUGAAUCUGGAGACUGUGGACCCAAACGAUUUGGCUGGACAGCAAAGAGGGAGCACCUCCACCAACAUCCAAAGAGAGAAAUCUAGCUUGUCGAGAAUACCGGCAGAGGUGGAGGAGGGGAUGGAGUUUGGCGGUCUUGUUGAGCCUUCCGUUUCAUCUUUCUCCCAAACGGACAUUAGUGUGAGUGCCCAGAUUCUCCUGCCAGUCAGUGUUCAAACUCAAACCUUCUUCUCUCCUGCCAAAGCCAAGUCAUCGAUUGGAGCUCAAACAGACGGCCAGAACCUGACCCACACCCCCUCUUCAACCCCCCUCCCACACAAAACCAGGCAGACACAGACACAUUUUUCCAUGCCACAGUUAGAGGAGAAGGUUCAAGACCCGGCUGUUAUGUGCUCUGACCUCUUUGGUACAGACUUCCAGAGUGUGUCCACCCAAACAACCCUGGACCUCGAUGAGUCCCUUGGCGCGGCAAACAGUACUAUCUAUCAGGACUCAAAGUCUGUGGGUGGCAUGAGUUUCGGGGUGCAGACACAAGAGCUUAGUUCAAGCAACAUGGCUGACAACCAGACCCAAACAAUGACUCUAUUAAACGAUCUGGAAAACAUUCUGUCUGGCAGCAUGACGGGCCACCAGGCCCUGGCUGAGGCCUCCACCGUCUGUGGCUCAGCCCUCUCCUCUGUUCAGGAGCAGCACACAGGAAUAGAGUUUGACUUUGAGGAGUUCCUCAAUGCCGUCCACAUUCAGACACAGACGGAGGAGAGUGAGCUCGGCGGGCUGGCUGGCGACUCCCCGCUAGAAUCUCUGGACAUUCAAACACAGACGGACUUCUUCCUCAUGAAUGAGUUGGACCAAAGUGAGGGAUCGAGCCGACCUCAAGCCAGCGACCUGGAACUGUUCGACACUCAGACUCAGACUGAUCUCAAUUUCCUGCUAAAUUCUGGAAGUAACUUACCUUUGAGCACCAUCCUGCGACAUUCAAGCUUUUCUAUUAGCACAGAGUCCUCAGACACUGAAACACAGACUGAUCUCCCCGCAUUUGCAACAGGUACUCCUUUGCAGACCCACAUAGGUCAGGGUGAGCAGGUCCGACUCUUGAACAGCACAGAGACUCAGACUGUAACCAGGCAGGCAGAAGGCUUAGGAAACCUCUUUCUGACCAGCAAUGAAACACAGACGGUCAUGGACGAUUUCCUGUCUGCAGACCUGGCGUGGAACAUGGAGUCCCACUUCAGCUCAGUAGAGACUCAGACGUGUGAGGAGCUGUGUGCUCUCUUUCAGCACCCAGACAAACCCAACAGCUGAGUUCCUCAUUAUAGGGGUUUCUGAGUCUUUGCAGUCUUUUAGAAGACCUAAAGGUCUUGUCUGUGCUCUGAAGGACCAUAACCUUGGCAGUAGGAUGCCUGCUACUAGACAUUUCUGACCAUUCCGUGAUGCCCAGAGCUUUUCCUGACCGUUCAGCUGCACUUUAUUCGCUCAGUGGGCAUGACUUCUCAACUCUUGUGACAGUUUACAUAUUUAUUUGCACAUAAAGUGACAUUGUGUGUUGUUGACUUAUUUUAAACCUAAAUGUUUUAGUGUAUAACCACUGUGACUGAUUUAUACUGGUUACUAGCAGUCAUUAAUAUGACAUUUCAUAAAUGUUAGACUUGCUUAUUAAUGGAGUGACUUCCUUGGCUGUAUUUAGCUGUGUGGAAAAAAAAAAGGAAAACUAGUCAAACUGUUACAGUAUGUGAUCGUUUUCGUGUUAUCAUGUCUGCACAUGUUUACUAUGCAAUAUUGUACAUUCGGUUUAUAAAUGAGGGAAACAUGGAGGACACAGAAGCAUUAGCUGGAUGUCUGCUCCUGUUCCCUUCAUGACUGACUCUUAAUAGAUUUAGCAAGCUUGAAAAAAAAAAAAAA